AGGCAAUCUUUUCUCCUUUCUCGUGUAUUCCUCGUAAACCUUCAUCGAUAAUUUCAUAGCCCUAAUGUGUUGCCAGUAUCUACUGGGAGAAGAAUUCCCUGUUUUGCAAUGUCGAAACUACAGCAUCCCACGCUAGUCUCCAAUUGGAAAUCUCCCAUUUCGUUGCCACAAUUUGGAUUUUUUAUCCAUUUAAAUGCAUGAAGCAUGAAUUUUGUAUUCCUACUCACACAUGGACAAAACUGGAGUAGAAAAACCUUGCAGAUUUGGAGACCAGAGCACUAGUGAUAUAAUCAUACGCUUGAGAAAUUGUAAUGGAAGACCUGAAAUUUUCUAUUUACACUCUUCUGUACUAGUUAAUAAGAGCAAGUUCUUUGCUGAUUUGCUCUCUAAUCCGGACUCUGGUACAUAUGUGGAGCUUCAUUGCUCAGCUUUUAAUUAUGAUCAUCAUGUUAACUUAUUGAGAUUGCUGUAUCUCCCUGUGGAUUCGCUUUUGGACUCUUUGGACUCUGUCAAGUCCACUGUUGGUAUACUUGAAGUUUCAGUUGCAUUCAGCUGUGAAGAGAUCACAAAAAGCUGCAUCCAGUACCUAGAGGCCGUUCCUUGGGAGGACAAGGAAGAGGAAGAAAUCUUGAAAAUGGUCUCAAAACUGGGUCCAAUAGCUAUGCCCAUUAUAGCCAGGAUCCAACAAGUAGAUUUAAGCGCUACAAAAAAUGUUUUUGUUUCAGCAGUUCGUUUUGCCACAUCUAUUGGUGGAUCAUGUCCUCCAUUUGGUGAUGAACUUAAAAUUUCUGCCCAGGAACAAGUUGAAUAUAUGUUAGGGGAAGAUGAGGACAUGCCCCUGGUUAGAGCUGAUGAUGAAGUAAAAUCAGUAGUGAAAGUAGGCCUUAGCAAAGUCUUUUCUUCAUUUGAAAAGCAGCUGUCCUCCCUGCUUUUGGAAUCUGACCUCAUAUCUGAGACAGCAGAAGCCAAAAUAUUACAGAGUGUAGCUGAUCUUCAGUGGAUGUGUAACAUACUUCCCAAGUUGGAUUUAAUGAAGGAUUUUGUUAUAAACUGGGCUGACAUCUCUGGCAAAGUUUUGGGGAUAAUUGAAGACAAGAAACUUGAUUAUGUAAUGUGGGGUUUGAAAUUAAAGAUGAUUGAAUUGACUGCAAAGGUAUUGGAAGCAGUUGGCUAUGGAAAUGUGAUUCUUGCGCCAACUUACAGGGUGCAGCUACUAAGUAUGUGGCUGCCUUAUAUAAGGAAGAUGAAACCUCUCUUAGACUCAAAGUGUAAUGGGGACUCAAGCUUUCCCUACAAGAUGGAUGAAUACUUGUGCCAGAGUAUUGAAGGGGCAAUUGUCUCAUUGAUAUUAGCAUUGCCAUCAAAUGACCAAGCUGAUAUUUUGGCUGAUUGGAUGAAUGCGGACCAGGUUACGUAUCCUGACUUGAGUGAAGCUUUUGAGGUUUGGUGUUACAGAACUAAGUCAGCAAAGAGAAGAUUGGUAGAAGACUUAGACAGGGUCGGCAGUUCUUCAGCCUUUGAUUUAUCAUUAUGAUGUUGUGACAUUACUUUUUGAUUGAAUUGACCGUUUUGAUCCCAUUAAUGUAUUUUUGCAUAAUCAAGGUCUAUUUGAAAUUGAGAUCUGUUUUCUAUGUAUUUAUCUGGCUCCUCCAUGAAUUGUACUUCCAAAAAUACACAUAAUCAAGUUUGGGGAUCUUGCGUCUUACCAAA
Messenger RNA from Hevea brasiliensis (rubber tree), 1710 nucleotides. RefSeq names its product BTB/POZ domain-containing protein At3g05675. Bases 230 to 1534 code for a protein of 434 amino acids. Lineage: Eukaryota; Viridiplantae; Streptophyta; Magnoliopsida; Malpighiales; Euphorbiaceae. The record is from RefSeq and is a predicted model, not a curated record. The transcript is spliced from 2 exons. Gene Ontology annotation, molecular function: protein binding.